AUGAACGAGUACCCAAUCUACCUCCACGCAAGCUCAUCUGUGUACCAGAAACUCGAAAUGGACACCAGUGGAUCCGCCAAAAUGGUCCUCGACAGUCUGGAGCUUUAUCUAUUUGACGACGAAAGCUACGAGAUCCACGAGCCUCAAGAAUGGAUCCGGUUAGGUCGCAAACUGAACGGAAGUGUGCGUAUACCAGUCACCGCAGCAUCUUACAACGUUCGUGGCGUAGUUACCGCUUGGCUUGAGGCAUAUGUGGUGGGCUAUAACUCGGAAAAGGGACUGUUUUCGGUAGAAUUCCAGCGUCAGGACAAGACGGAAAUCAAAGAGUGCCGACGACUGGAUGUUUGCUUCAAGGCUGAAGACCCCAACAACUUUGCAGAUCGAUAUGUAGCAGCCCAACUGGCACGCGUUCAAGCCCAGAACCUGCUUCGGAAGAGUUUCUACAUCGACUGUAUGCCACUGGAAGAACUGCACAAGUUGGGCAAUGCCAGUUUGGGGAAGAUCGUUCGCAUGGCAACCGCUGUCUUCCACGGGAAGAGUCUUCGAACCCCGGACACGACGCGUAUCGUGCACGAAAUCCAGCUCAGCUACGUACGCACAAUGUGCAGGAUCGUGUUCGACUCCCACCACGAGAUGGGGAGAAACGCAGAUAUUUUUCGAGGUUUUCUAACGAAAGAGGAGGAAGUACCAGCGGAUCCUUGUCCGAGAGUAAUUGUCCCGUAUCCUAACAAAGCCAAGAGAACGAUCGCGCCUCCCGUCGACUACGCGGAUCAAUUCAUUGGCUUCUCCUUCCAGACAUUCCUCACGUCACCCGAAGCCUUGUCAGCUCUGAUCAAGGUGAACGAAGAGUGCUACCGUAUCCUACAACUGGAGCUUUUUAGUGUGAAGCCAGGUCGAAGUGUUAAACUCGAAGAGUUCCAGCAGCGACAACAAGCUCUGGAGCGUGCAGUACUCAAGACGAUCACGGAGGAAUGGCCGGUCAAGGUCGCCUCGAUCAUCAAAACCUCGCUUGGAAAUGUAGGCAAAGGCUGGUACUACUUACAAGAGUCCCGGCAAGACACGUACGAGUUCAGUAAGCUCCGUUCGCUGCUCCGACGCGUCAAUUUGUCCAUGAAGGACACGCUUCGCUUUCUCACUGAUCACUCCCUACAUCAGUUCCACGACUUCGUCAAGAACGCUACACUGGGGGACGUACACAUCGUCGAUGCCAAGACAGCGUUCGUGGCGUAUCCCGACUUGAACCGCCACAAACUCGGCGACAUCAAGUGGCAGCACAUGUGUCUAGAGCGGCAACUUUUGGGCCCGACAUCAUUGUUCACCGUGAACCUCAGUGUUUCAACAGAACUUUACGUGAUUAAUCAACGCGAAGUGGACGCAGCAGCUCAAGUGCACGCUAGUUGGCGACCGAAAGACCCCGAAGACGCCUCCGAAGAGAACCCACACCACCUUGUAGAACCCAAAACGGUGGAGCAAAUGGUCAUGAGCAAACUCUUCUGGAGUAGCUUGCCCUGUCUCUCGUGUGUCAGUGCGAAUGAAGACUGGGUCAUAACGCUACGUGAGAGUAUCGACGCUCUCAUGGACAAGGCGGCCAUCCCGUUACGAGCGUAUCUCCAGCGCUAUGAGACGUACAUCCCCUUCAUUAACGUCAAAGAGGACGAGUAUCUGGCUGACUUCCAAGCUCAACAACCUCCCAACCUCUCUAUGAUCCAGGAGGCUAUCAAGAAACACUACCAGGAAGCCAACACGGUGGAAGAUCUCAUUCCAACGACGAAUGUCGAGUUGGGGAUGUACUCUGUCAACUGCCUGAGUAUUCGCACGCUCUUAGCUGAGAAACAUCGACGUCUAGCGAAGAAACUGCUGGAUCUGCAGCUGAAAAACUCUACUGGGUUAGCCAAAGAACUGUUGGAGAAGUUCGAGAUGGUUAACCGACAGCUGCAGAAGACGCCGCAGAAUAUCGAAGAACUGACCGAGAUGAACGCGUACUUGGAAGGAGUCUCGUCUCAGAUCGCUCCGCUGUUGACGCAGAGUCAGCAGCUCGUCAAGUAUCGACUGGUAUUGGACUACUUGCAGUAUCCCUACGACCGAGAUGACUUCAUGACGAUCUGGAAAGUGCGUUUGUGCCCGAACAAGAUCAACGAGCAGAUGAAGCGGAUGACGCACAUGCUGCAGAUGCAGAAGACCCAGUUCUCGACCGAAAUGAACGAGCAGCAAACGGAGUUCGCAGAGACGUUGAGGAUUCUACACGGUGAAGUGGACGGCUUCCGACAAUACACAGACAUCGCUCGGCUGGAUCAAGUGUACAAGUACGUGGUAAACAUCGAGCAGAAGAUCGCAAAGGCCGAUGACGAUUCCAAGCUCUUUAACUCUCGCGAGGUUCUCUUCGGUCAGGAACUCACAGACUACGACGAGAUCCAGAAGAUACGACGCGACUUUGAGCCGUACUCUUUGCUCUGGAAGACAGCCAAUAACUGGCUGAGGGAGCAAAAGAAGUGGAUGGAUGGAGCGUUCUUGGACAUCAACGGCGAAGAGAUCGAGACGUUUGUUGAGGCCAAUUGGGCGUCGAUCCAGAAGGCUCUCAAGCAGUUCGAGAAGCUCAACGUCAAAGGCUGUUCCAGUAUCGCAGCGAUGAUCAAGGAUAACAUCGCCGAGUUCCGGCCUCAUGUCCCGCUCAUCUUGUCCAUGCGUAACCCAGGCAUGCAAGAUCGCCACUGGAGUCAAAUUAACCAGGAGAUUGGCAUGACAUUCCGACCUGAUCGGAGCAUGAAGUUGAGCUAUGUGCUUGAACUGGGUCUUGAGAAACAUAUCGAUGCUAUUUCACGUAUCGGGGAGACAGCAGGCAAGGAGUAUCAGAUUGAGAAGACGCUCAACGCUAUGGAGGAACAAUGGGCAGGCGUUAACUUAACUAUCGUCGACUACCGCGAGACAGAGACGUUUGUGCUGAAAGGUGUGGACGAGGUCCAAGCGCUACUGGACGAACAGAUCACAACGACUCAGGCGAUGCAGUUCUCGUCGUUCAAGAAGCCGUUCGAAGAGCGAAUCAACCGGUGGGAACGCACACUCAGCACCGUGUCGGAUGUGCUGGAUGAGUGGAUCCAAGUGCAGCGCAGUUGGCUCUAUCUUCAGCCGAUCUUCGACUCUCCGGAUAUCAACAAGCAGCUCCCAACUGAAGGCAAACGCUUCGCUACUGUGGACAAAAACUGGCGUCAAACUCUGGCUGCAGCCAAGCAGAAACCCAGUGUCAUCACCUAUUGUAACAACGACAAGUUGUUGGAUCGCUUCCAAGAGAGUAAUCGGUUCUUGGAGCAAGUUCAAAAGGGAUUGAGCGACUUCCUCGAGACGAAGCGGUCGGCUUUUAGUCGCUUCUACUUCCUCUCGAACGAGGAGCUGCUCUCGAUUCUGUCGGAGAGUAAAGACGUCAAGCUGGUGCAGCCUCAUCUCAAGAAAUGCUUCGAAGGGAUCGUGUCGGUGGAAUUCCAGGAAGACCUCACGAUCACAGCAAUGAUCUCCGCCGAAGGAGAGAAAGUAGCCAUGACGAAGCCUGUGAACCCCGUGAACAAGAACGUGGAGCACUGGAUGACGGAAGUGGAAGAUAUGAUGCGUGUAUCCAUCCGCGACGUCAUGUACCAGGCCAUUCAGGACUACACGAAGAUCCCACGCACCAAGUGGAUCCAGAAAUGGCCCGGUAUGUGCGUCUUGAACGGCAGUCAAUUCCACUGGACUCGAGAGAUGGAGGAGGAGAUGGCGGCGUCCGGAAGUGACGGAGUCCAGCGGAUGAUGGAGCGGCAGCUAGCUCAACUGGCAGAUAUGGUGCAGAUGGUACGAGGACAUCUCGACAAACUCGCACGUGUGAGUGUCGGAGCCUUGGCUGUCAUUGACGUGCACGCUCGAGACGUGACGAUGCGGCUGGUGAACAACAAAGUGAGCUCGAAAGACGACUUCAUGUGGUCUAGUCAGCUCCGAUACUACUGGGAAGACGAUUUGUUCGCCGACAUGGUCUCAGCGCGUCGUCCGUACGGCUACGAGUAUCUCGGCAACUCGUUCCGCUUGGUCAUCACUCCUUUAACAGAUAAAUGUUACAUGACACUCAUGGCAGCGCUGCAGAUGACGCUGGGCGGAGCUCCGGCUGGACCUGCAGGUACUGGGAAGACUGAGACGACGAAAGAUCUGGCCAAGGCUCUAGCCAAGCAAUGCGUCGUGUUCAACUGCUCGGACGGUCUGGAUUAUAUCGCAAUGGGCAAGUUUUUUAAGGGAUUGGCUGCGUGUGGUGCUUGGGCGUGCUUUGACGAGUUCAAUCGCAUUAAUAUCGAGGUUUUGUCUGUGAUCGGCCAGCAAGUGACUACGCUUCAGCUCGCUAUUCGUGCUGGAGAUAAGCGCAUUAUGUUUGAAGACUCGGACAUCGCGGUGAAUCCGCAAUUUGGAGUGUUUAUCACGAUGAAUCCAGGUUACGCCGGUCGUUCCGACUUGCCGGAUUCCCUUGCUGCGCUGUUCCGACCUGUGGCGAUGAUGGUGCCGGACUAUGCGAUGAUCGGAGAGAUCAUGUUCUUUGCUUACGGCUACGAGAAGGCCAAACAAUGCGGAGCGAAAAUGGUCACGACGUUCAAAUUGUGCUCCGAGAUGUUGUCGUCUCAGUCUCACUAUGACUACGGUAUGAGAGCCGUCAAGACGGUGAUCACAGCAGCUGGAAACUACAAGCGCUCGGACCCUGAGAUGGACGAAGAAGUUCUGCUGCUUCGUGCGUUGCAGGACGUCAAUCUGCCGAAGUUCCUUGCGCACGAUAUUCCGCUAUUUGGAGGCAUCAUCAGCGAUUUAUUCCCCGGUAAAAGCCGCCCACAACUUAAUCUGGGAGCGUUGAUUCGAGUGAUUAAGCUGACGAUAGAGAAACAGCAUCUGCAGGCGCAUCCGUUCUUCCUCAUGAAGGUUAUUCAGCUGUACGAGACGCUCUGUGUACGUCACGGUUUGAUGGUCGUGGGCUCCACAGGUGGAGGGAAAUCCGCCAAUCUCGACGUCCUCGCUGACGCUCUUACCGAGUUAAAGCAGCUUGGGGAGAUUGGGCAUGCGUACGAAAAGGUUCUAAGAUACCAAUUAAACCCAAAGUCCAUCACAAUGGGUCAGCUUUAUGGCGAGUUUGACGCCAACACCCACGAGUGGCAGGACGGAGUGUUGUCGACGCUGUACCGAGAAGCUGCUAGUGACACCAAAUCCGACCGCAAGUGGGUGAUCUUCGACGGCCCCGUGGACGCAAUCUGGAUUGAGAACAUGAAUACUGUACUCGAUGAUAACAAGAAGCUCUGUCUGGCUAGCGGAGAGAUUAUCCAGAUGUCCAACGAGAUGACGAUGAUGUUUGAAGUGGAGGAUUUGUCCGUGGCUUCCCCCGCCACGGUGAGUCGAACAGGUAUGGUGUACAUGGAACCAAGUUCUUUGGGCUUUGAUCCGCUUGUGACGAGUUGGUUGGAGAAGGUUGUCCGUGAUAUUGGACUGGGCAGUGCGCCUCCGGUCGUCCAGCUGUGCUUGCAACUUCAUCUCUUGCUGGACGUCUACCUACGUCCAGCUCUACAGUUCGUGACGAGUUAUGUGAAGGAAUGGCUGCCUCAGAUUCCGUCUAACUUGGUGCAGAGUCUGCUGCGAUUGCUCGAUUGUUUCUUCUUCCCGAUGCAAGGGGACGAGAAGAAAGAAGCCAAACUGGAGCGUGUGGGGGGUUACUUGAAGAAUAUUGAAAGCUUCUUCCUCUUCUCGCUCGUCUGGUCCGUUGGAGCAACAGGCAACGACGCAGGUCGCGAUCGCUUUGACGCUUAUCUCCGUGACGAAAUGAUCGGGAACAACGUCAAGAAGCCAUUCCCAGCAGCAGGACAAGUAUACGACUACUCGUUCGAUCUCACCAAGGAGAACUGGGUCCUGUGGCUCCAGACUAUCCCCACUUUUACUAUCGAUUCCUCAGCGUCGUUUUCUGAGUUGGUAGUGCCUAUUGCGGACUCUGUACGCUCGACAUUCUUGAUGAAUCUGACACUGCCCUUGGGUGUACACAUGCUCAUUGUCGGACCGACAGGGACAGGCAAGACGAUCAACGUGAACCAGUUCUUGGAGAAGUCGAACCCAGACAAAUACAUCCCCUUGAGUAUGGCCUUUUCAGCUCAGAGUAGUGCAAACCAAACGCAAGAUUUUAUCGAUUCCAAGAUGGAGAAGCGACGCAAAGGCGUGUUCGGGCCCACAGCCGGCAAGAAGUUCAUCAUCUACGUGGACGACCUCAAUAUGCCCAAGCAGGAGGAAUACUUCGCCCAACCUCCUAUCGAGAUCUUACGCCAAUGGUUCGAUCAAGGAGGCUGGUACGACCGCAAGCUGCUCACGUUCCGCACCAUCAUCGACGUCGUGUUCGUGUGCUCCAUGGGGCCUCCUGGAGGUGGCCGCAACCCGAUCACUCAGCGGUUCGUACGGCACUUUAACAUUGUGGGAUACACUGAGAUGUCCAACGAGAGUAAAGCCAUCGUGUUCGAGACUAUAGUGGGGAACUUCCUCAGUCGCUUCUCGGAAGAGAUUCGGCCUCCUCAGAUCGCCAAGAAGCUCGUCCAAGCGUCCAUUGUCAUCUACAACACUGUCAUUGCCGAGCUGCUCCCCACUCCAGCCAAGUCGCACUACACGUUCAAUCUUCGAGAUCUUGCCAAGGUUUUCCAGGGUGUUUUGAUGGGAGACUCGAAGCGCAUCACGAAGCUGGAGCAAAUGCUGCGACUCUGGGUGCACGAGAACAUGCGCGUGUUUAAAGAUCGCUUCACUACGCCGAGCGAUCACGACUGGUUCAUGGAGUUACUUCAGACUCAAGUAGCGACAGUCUUUGGCGAAUCGCUGGGGGUUUCUAGAACGUCUACAAACUCUAAGAAAGCAGCUUGGGGUCUGGUGCACCCAACGCCAACGUUAUUCUAUGGAGAUUACAUGAUCCCAGGAGCUGACCCCAAAGUCUACGAGGAGAUCUCGGACGUGGACAAGCUACAGGCUCAAGUGGAGGAAUAUCUGAACGACUACAAUGCGGAGAGUAGCGCCCCCAUGAACCUCGUGCUCUUUAUGAACGCUAUCGAGCACGUUUCGCGCAUUGCUCGAGUCAUUCGACAGCCGCAGGGCAACGCGUUGCUGCUCGGUGUCGGCGGUAGUGGACGUCAGUCUCUUACCCGACUGGCUGCGUAUAUGGCCGAGUAUUCGUGCACUCAGAUUGAGAUCUCCAAGGGCUAUGGGGUGGCUGAAUGGCGAGAUGACCUAAAGAAAUGUCUCAUGAAGGCAGGUAUUGACGAGAAGCCGCUGGUUUUUCUCUUCUCAGACGUCCAGAUCGUGCACGAAGCCAUGCUGGAAGACAUCAACAACGUGCUCAACUCUGGCGACGUUCCCAAUCUGUACGCACCUGAAGAUCUGGACCAGAUCAGUCAACACUGUCGAGCUUACUGCGUCAAGAAGAGGAUCCCUCCGACCAAGCUCAACACGUUCGCUCAGUACAUUCUUCUGGUGCGACAGAAUCUGCACCUCGUGCUGUGUAUGAGUCCACUGGGCGGCCUCUUUCGAGAUCGCAUCCGCAUGUUCCCGUCGUUAGUGAAUUGCUGUACGAUCGACUGGUUCAGUGAAUGGCCAGCCGAAGCUUUGCAGUCCGUGGCUGCCAGUGCCUUAUCGUCGGGAGAUUUCCAGCUCACUGGCGAAGCUGCCGUAACGUCUGGAGAGGAAGAAUCCGCAGAAGCGAAGGCAGCGAAGGCAGCAGCCUCGAAAUCCGUCGUCAGUCUCUUCCAGACGAUCCACCAGAGUGUCGAGAAGGAGUCGGUCGCGUUUUUCGAGAAGCUUCGGAGAUACAACUACGUGACGCCCACGAGUUAUCUCGAGCUGUUGCAUACGUUCAAGACGGUGUUGCUACUGAAGCGGGAGGAGGUCCAGUCGAAGCGCUCUCGACUCCAGAAUGGUGUGGACAAGAUCAUCGCUACGAAGGAGCAGGUUGCAGGGAUGCAGGAGCAGCUGGUUGCUCUAAAGCCUCAGCUAGAGAAGACGCAGAUCGAAGUGGAAGAGAUGAUGAAGCAGAUCACGUUGGACAAGAAAGACGCCGACGAGACCAAGGCGAUCGUAGAGAAGGAGGAGCAGAUCGCCAACAAGAAAGCAGCAGAGACCAAGGAGAUCGCCGACGACGCUCAGCGAGACUUGGACGAAGCGCUGCCCGCUCUUGAAGCAGCUGUGCAGUGUCUGAACAAGCUGAAAAAGUCGGAUAUCGACGAAGUCAAGGCGCUGAAGAACCCCCCGCACGGUGUCAAGCUCACGAUGGAGGCUGCGUGUAUUAUCUUCGGUAUUAAACCCACGAUGAAGGCGGACCCGGACAAGGCCGGGCAGAAGGUGAAAGAUUACUGGGAGAGCGCACAGAAGACCAUCUUGGGUAACGCCAAGAAGCUCAUGGAGGAUAUGCUCAAGUUCGACAAGGACAAUAUCGGAGACAAGAUCAUCCAGGAGCUGGAUCGGUACAUUGAGAUGGACGAGUUCUCUCCUGCUGCAGUCAGGAAGGCCAGUGUGGCCUGCGAGGCGAUCUGCAUGUGGGUUCGAGCCAUGCACACGUACCACAAUGUAGCCAAGAUGGUGGAGCCCAAGAAGGUCGUUCUCGCAACCGCACAAGCCGAACUUGACGUCACGAUGCGCGUGCUCGCGGACGCCAAGGCGCGUCUCCAAGCUGUCGUGGAACGUCUCGCCGAACUGGAAAGAAACUACAACAAUGCAGUGGACAAGAAAGACCAACUAGUGCGUGACGUUCGACAGUGUGAGAUCCGUCUCGAGUCUGCGUUGAAGCUGAUUGGUCUGCUUGGGGGAGAGGAGACUCGAUGGGCUGCUACGAUUCGCCAAUUGAACUUCGACUACACCAACUUGGUCGGCGACGUCAUCAUCUCUGCAGCUACAAUCAGCUACUUGGGAACGUUCACUAGCGAGUUCCGGGAGUCGUGUGUGUCGACGUGGUAUGCAGCCUUAGAAGAGCUCAAGCUUCCGCAUACAAGAGGCUGCAACAUCAUCACAACGUUAGCAGAUCCAGUCAAAGUGCGAGGCUGGCAGAUCGCUGGCUUACCUUCGGAUAAUUUAUCUGUCCAGAACGGGUUAAUAAUGGCUCGUGCAAGGCGGUGGUCGCUACUGAUUGACCCACAAGGUCAGGCCAAUCGGUUUAUUAAGAAUCUGGGCAAAGACGCGUCCGAGAACGGUCUAGACGUGGUGAAGCUGACGGAUAAAGGGUUCUUGAAGACGCUAGAGAACGGGAUUCGAUUCGGGAAGUGGAUUCUACUGGAGAAUGUAGGGGAGAGUCUGGACGCCACUUUGGAGCCCGUUCUACUUCAAAACAAGUUCCGACAAGGAGGCCAGGUGGUCAUGAAGCUGGGAGAUUCGACCGUGCCGUACAACCCAGCCUUCCGCUUCUACAUGACCACGAAGCUGCCCAACCCGCACUACCCGCCAGAGACGUCAGUUAAAGUGACGUUACUCAACUAUACCAUUACCCCGAAGGGUCUAGAAGAUCAAGCCUUAGGUGUUGUAGUCCAAGAAGAAAUGCCUGAACUAGCAGAGAAGAAGAACUCGCUGGUCGUAGCCAAUGCGCGAAUGAAAGCAGAGCUGGUGGAGAUUGAGAACAAGAUCCUGUACAUGUUGGCCAACUCGAAAGGGAACAUUCUGGACGAUACCGAACUUAUCGACACCUUGGGCAAGGCUAAAGUGACAUCCGAAGAUAUCAACGAGAAGAUGGCCGAAGCAGAAAUCACCGAGAAGGCCAUCGAUGAGUCACGUGAACGCUACCGUGGCGUGGCUUUCCGCGCCUCGUUGCUGUUCUUCUGCAUCGCAGACCUGGCACUGGUGGAUCCAAUGUAUCAGUAUUCGCUGCCGUGGUUUGUGUCGCUCUUCAUCAAGAGUAUUCACAGCGCCACGGAGAGUGACCAACUGGAAAUGAGACUCGCUCACCUCAACGACUCGGCCACGUACUCACUCUACCGCAACAUAUGCCGCUCUCUCUUUGAAGAACACAAACUACUCUUCUCAUUCCUUCUCACAAUCAAGUUGUUAAUGGGACCUCGGAAGAUUGACAUGUUGGAAUGGCGCUUCUUGAUAUCUGGAUCCACGUCCAGCUCCAUCGAGGCCCCGAAUCCAGAUACUUCGUGGGUAGAAGACCGAAUGUGGCGUGAGGUUUGCGCGUUAUCGUCCUUGCCAGCAUUUGAGACCUUGGCCUCUUCAAUGGCCACCAAUACGUCGCAAUGGCGCAAGAUCUUCGACUCUGCGGACCCACAAGUUGAACGCCUGCCACUGGCUUUGGAUUUGUCGCUCAACUCGUUUCAGAAGCUCUGCGUGCUGCGCUGCAUCCGACCUGACAGAAUGACCGAAGCCAUGCAGAAUUUCGUAGCUGAACACAUCGGCCGUCGCUUUAUUGAGCCUCCGCCGUUUGAUCUCGCAGGCUCGUUCGCAGAUUCGACAGUGAUCACUCCCAUCAUCUUCGUACUAUCUACGGGCUCUGAUCCAGCCAAGGAGUUGCUGGUGUUUGCCGAGACCAUGAAGAUGAACCGCAAACUCAACUCCAUCUCACUAGGUCAAGGCCAAGGACCAUUAGCCACCAAAAUGAUCGAGGAAGCCGUGACGAGUGGCAAGUGGGUUCUACUUCAGAACUGCCACUUGGCCAUCAGCUGGAUGCCGCAGCUUGAACGCAUAUGCGACGAGUUGAAUCCGGACGCAACACAUCGAGACUUUCGCCUGUGGCUAACUAGUAGACCGAGUACAGCAUUCCCGACUUCAGUGCUUCAGAAUGGCGUAAAAAUGACGAAGGAGCCGCCGAAGGGGAUUCGGGCUAACUUGCGUAACUCGUACAUUAAGCUCACGAACGACACGCUGGACGCCACAUCGAAACCUGACCAGUUCCGUAAACUCCUGUUCGGUCUCAGUUUCUUCCACGCUGUCGUGAUCGAGCGAAAGCGCUUCGGUCCAUUAGGCUGGAACAUUCCGUACGCCUUUAAUGAUACGGACUAUGACAUAAGUCGUGCACAACUUGAAAUGUUCCUGGAUUUCUACGACGAAGUUCCCUACAAGGUGCUGUGUGUUAUGACGUCGGUGGUCAACUACGGUGGUCGUGUGACGGAUGAUAAGGACAUGCGCACGAUUGACGUCAUCCUCGAAGGUUUCUUCAAUGCGCAGAUUCUGGAGGAUGGAUACAAAUUUUCUUCCAGUGGCUCGUACUAUUCCCUCACAGCAGACCCUGAUGAUCCACUCGCAAGCUACUUGAGCUACAUCGAUGAAUUGCCAUUGAACCCAGAGCCUGAAGUCUUCGGGAUGCAUGACAACGCAAACAUCACGUGUGCAUUAGCGGAAACGUUCCACACGUUUGACAUCAUUCUAGCGCUUCAACCUCGUGCUGCUGCAGAUGCAAGGGGACAGUCAAGAGAAAGUCUCAUCGAACAACAAGCCCAAUCGAUCAUGGAUCGCCUGCCUCCACUGUUCGAAGUGGAGCACAUUAGUCUGCGGUAUCCUGUCAUGUACGAAGAAUCGAUGAACACCGUGUUGGUGCAAGAAGUACAGCGCUACAACGCACUGCUUCGAGUCCUUCAAGUGUCGCUCCCAAGUCUGCAACGUGCUCUCCGUGGUCUCAUUGUCAUGUCACCGCAGCUGGAGGCGAUGGCUACGUGUUUGUUCAACCAGAAAGUGCCUCCUCAAUGGGAGAAAAAGGCGUAUCCGUCUUUGAAAGCUCUUGGAGGCUGGGUCGACGAUCUACUGGAGCGUCUGCAAUUUCUGACAAAGUGGGUUGACAACGGUAUCCCCCCAGUAUUUUGGCUGUCCGGGUUCUUCUUCCCGCAAGGAUUCUUGACUGGAAUCCUACAGAAUCACGCUCGACAGUUUGGCUUGGCUAUCGACUCGCUGUCCUUCGACUUCCUCAUGCAAAGCCAGAUAGCCGACAGCAUCAAAACGAAACCAGAGAAAGGAGGGUGCUACAUGACGGGGCUCUUUCUGGAAGGUGCUCGAUGGGACAGAAUCUCCCACUCGCUUGUGGAUCCACUCCCCAAGGAGCUAUUCGCUCGCAUGCCGGUGGUGCAUUUACUGCCUGUACAAGACCGUCAAGCCCCUCAGAGCAGCAUUUAUCGCUGUCCAGUGUACAAGAUUCUUACGAGGACAGGAACACUUUCAACCACAGGCCACUCGACCAAUUUCGUUUUCUGGAUCGAUAUCCCGUCCGACAAGAGAACAAUUUUUCGGAACUCGCUCGUAUCGGAGACCAAUCUUCAGCUGCAGUUCGCAGACCAGGACUACUGGAUCAAGGCUGGUGUUGCCUGUUUCCUCUCGCUCAUGUACUAG
Molecule: messenger RNA, 12306 nt
Organism: Phytophthora infestans T30-4
Lineage: Eukaryota; Oomycota; Peronosporomycetes; Peronosporales; Peronosporaceae
Product: sporangia induced dynein heavy chain
Exons: 3
Coding region: 1-12306 (4101 amino acids)
Biological process (GO): microtubule-based movement
Cellular component (GO): dynein complex
Molecular function (GO): dynein light intermediate chain binding; dynein intermediate chain binding; minus-end-directed microtubule motor activity
Source: RefSeq, a predicted model, not a curated record